GAUCAAACGUAAAUAAACGAAAAUGGCUACGUUUUGAAAUAUUAAAAAAAUCAGUAAAAUGAAGUUAAAUUAAAACGAAAAAAGGCAGAAAACGUUCACUAACUGAAUAAAAUAUUGACUAUAUAAUGAAAUUUAGGUCAGGAUGUGGAUCUUCGGGUACGGAUCAUUAAUUUGGAAGGUUGACUUCCCCUUCAAAAGAAAACUUGUUGGUUAUGUGAAGGGAUAUGUCAGAAGAUUCUGGCAGGGAAGUGAGGACCAUCGAGGCGUGCCCGGAAAGCCAGGGAGAGUUGUGACCCUUGUCAAGUCAGACUCACCUGAGGAUGUGGUCUGGGGUGUGGCUUAUGAAAUUCACCCAGAAGAUGAAAUAAUGGUAAGAACUCACCUGGAUUAUCGAGAAAAGGGUGGAUAUCGUUCGUUAGCUGUGCAGUUCAAUCCAGUUGACAACAUGCACACUCCAUUCUUCCUGGAUAUCUACAUCGGAUCCAAUGACAAUCCCUUCUUUCUGGGACCGGCAGGAAAUGAUGAGAUAGCAUAUCAGAUAUCCUUUGCUGUAGGUCCCAGUGGAUCGAAUGCUGACUACUUGUUUGAACUGGCCAAAGCUAUGAAGUCCAUAGCUCCUCAGGCAGAAGAUAGUCACCUAUAUGAUUUGGAGAGGAAGGUGAAGCAGAUCUUGAAGCAUUCGCACACUGCAGUGAACAGUGCAUCUUCCAACAUGAGCAAGCAGGCUCUUGCUCUCUAAAUUCCAACUUAGCAUUGCUACGUCUACAUUAAUUUUUCUUUUAACAAUUUUUGCAUAUACAUUUUUGCAGUAGCCACCGUAACAUUAGAAAUAUUAGGGAUUUUUCGCAUUUUUAUUAGAUAACAUUUAACUAUUGUUGUUGUGACAUCAUUUUACAAAGUUAGGCAAAUAUAUCUUUAGCUUCAGUGAUACUCUGCUUUAUUUAAUGGUUUGAUGUGGCGGAAUGCAAGAAAACUCUUUUGAAAGUUUAGGGUGUCCUUGCUUGUCUGAUUGCAUUUGUUGAUGAUGUUAUGCAGAGGUGUUCUUCGACUGAAUUGAUUUUUGUUCACAUGUUCAUUCAAAUGUCCACCAGAUAUGAUUGAAUUUGAUCUUACAUGGUUAUUUUUGUAUCUAUGUAUGUGCAUUUUGAAUUUUUGUUAGUGUCGCAUCGAUGUUUGAAUUACAAGCAAUAUCAAAUUUGUGUACAAUGCAAUAUGUGAAUUAUGGUAACUUUUCAGAAUGAUAAUUGGAUUUCUAAAAUUUAAUAAACUUAAUAAGCUUACUAAUAAAAUUUUAAGACACCAUC
Molecule: messenger RNA, 1304 nt
Organism: Helobdella robusta
Lineage: Eukaryota; Metazoa; Annelida; Clitellata; Rhynchobdellida; Glossiphoniidae
Exons: 3
Coding region: 143-739 (198 amino acids)
Biological process (GO): glutathione catabolic process
Cellular component (GO): cytoplasm
Molecular function (GO): glutathione specific gamma-glutamylcyclotransferase activity; gamma-glutamylcyclotransferase activity
Source: RefSeq, a predicted model, not a curated record